AUGAGUGGUCCAUAUAGAGGUUCCCGAUGGGCCUCACAAGAUGGUAGGCCGCUAUCCAACGGUCGAUUAGGCGCAGAGCUGUCGCCGCCACGCGGGCUGCACGCUCGGCUUCCGUCAUACGAGGAUCAGCAGGGUCAUGCGCAGCAGGCUCAGGUGCAGCAGGCUCCGGCGCAGCAGCUGGUAUACUGGGAGCAGCAGCAGCAGCAACAGCAGCAGCGGCAGCAGCAGCAGCAGGUUCAGCAGCAAUGGCAGGAGCCGCCGUUGCGGAUGCCGCCAGCGCCUGUGCCGUACGGCCAGCGGCAGCACCAGCAGCUGCAGCAGCAGCAGCAGCCGCCUCGGUCGGGCCUGAGUGCGCGACCGCGUGCGACAGCCAGUGCGUCGUACGAGCAGCGACCGUCGUACGAGCAGCGGCCGUCGUACGAUCACCGACCGCCGUACGAUCACCGUGCGUCGUUCGAUCAACGGCAGUCGUACGAACGAAGGCCGUUAUCCGCAUCUCCCGGUAUCGCCGCGGUUCGCUCGUACAGCACGGACGCUCCCCCCGAUUUCUCCAAUCCGCGACCGCUUUCGGCAGCAGCGGGCGUGCCACGUGGCCGCAGAGUGAGCGACGAAGAUAGGUACGGCGGAGACGACGCGACGUCAGGUCGACCAAUGGUUGACCGACCCGCGGAAGGUCGACAGACCGGUUCUUCAUCCGGUUAUCCCGCAAACACUUAUCAGGCCCCUCAUCAGGCCCCUUAUCAGGCCCCUUAUCAGGCGCCUUAUCAGGUGCCUUAUCAGCCGCCGCAGGCGCCUUACCAUCAUCCGCAGCUUAGUCCUCACGGCGGCGAUAUCGCGCUGAAGAAACCUAUCAGUCCGAGACAGGGGAGAAGUCCUAGUAGAGCCCUUAGCCCGCUCGCUGCUGCCGCGUUCGGCAUGCGAGGGGGUUACGGCGCGCCGGGGAGGGGGAAUGAGGAGUGCGUGUACGGGGAAGACGAGGAGGGGGAGGAGGAGGAAAGCCGGGAGCGGAGCUUGCGCGCGGGGAUACUGAGAGGCGCGGCGGCGCUGAGAGAGCGGCAAGCGGGGUCGUCGGACGACGGCGCGAGCACCUCCCCCACGUCGAUAGGCUCCCCCGGGGUUCUGCCGGGCGGGGGCGCGGGAUGGAGCGGAGGGGCCGGCGGAGGAUUAGGAGGCGCGGGCGGAGGAUCUGAGCCGUCGAAUCGUCCCAGCACUGCGAGCAGCACCAGCAGCACCAUGAGCGGCGGCGGCGGCGGGUUUGGCGGAGGGUUUGGCGGAGCGGGGAGUAGCAGCAGCAGCAGCAGCAGCAGCAGCACGGGGGUGACGGUGAUACGCGGAGUCAUGGCGGGGGGGUCUGUGGGUAGAAGCGGGGGAACAACCCUAGCGGGGAAGCAGGUGGUGAUUCGGAUUCGACCAAGGGGGGGGUCCAUAGACGCGUCGCACGGAGUGGGUUCUACCAGCAGCGGCAGCGGCGGUGGCGGAGGCGACGGCGGCGGCGGCGGCGCGGACGUAGGCAGUGGCGCGGCGGCAGCGGGUUUCACGGCGACGGUGACGGCUGUGCUUCCGGCGGGCGCAGCUUCCCCCCAGUCCCCGUCUAGCGCGCGCAGACGGGAGGGGGGGAAGGCGGGCACGCCUGGCGCGGGCGGAGGGAGGCUAGAGGGGUUAGGGAGGCACACAUUCGCAGCGGGUAGCACAGGCGGCGAUGCUGCUGUGGAAGGCGGGUAUUCCCGCGAGGCCAACCUCACUCUCCCUGGGAAGCGAACCGACGCCUCGGGCGAGCCUAGGUUCAAAGGUGUGACGCGGCUAGGCUCGGUGGCUUCUGCCGAAGCAGUAGCCGCGGCAAUCGCGGAGGCGGACGCGGCAGCAGUGGCGCAGGCGGGGAAAGCGGGGUGGGAGCCGCCUCUCAGCCCUACAGGGGUGCCUGCCAUCCCCGCGGAGGGCCGUCUGAGCAGUGAGGGAGACGUUUUUCUGGAGUAUCUGCGCAAGGCGGGGGAGGGGAGGGCAGCUGCACAGUAUGACGUGGCUGUGUGCUACGGAGGGGGCUUUGGCGUGAAGCAGGAUAAGUCCCUCGCCGCGUACUGGUUUAGAAAAGCGGCGGAGCAGGGUUUAGCGCGCGCACAGUACGCUCUAGCGGAGUGCUAUGAGUCAGGUGCGGGCGUGGAGAAGGACGAGGAGGAGGCUUUCCGGUGGUUCUUCCGGGCGGCGAGUUUCGGCAGCGGGAAGUAUUUGGUCAAGCUGGGGCUGUGCUUUGAACGGGGGUUUGGAGUAACGGAGUGCCCUGUAGCGGCGCUGUACUGGUAUCACAAGGCGGCGGAGCAGGGGCCCAAGUUUGCCGCGCAGGUGGAGAAGCGCAUGGAGGUGCUGCAGCGGCAGAGGGAGGAGGAGAUCAUGAGUGCGCGUGGGGAGGGCGUGCCUGUGGAGUGCAUCUGCCCGCUGACAGGGAGGGUGAUGGAGGACCCGGUGGAGCUGCCGGAGACGAGUGUGUGCUGUGAGCGCGUGCAGGUGAAGACGUUCUGGGACCACUGCGAACUCAGAUGCCCCGUCACCAACCAGCCUCUCAAGGUGAAGGACAUGAAGACAAAUCUAGCCAUCCGGCGCCGAGUCACUGAGUGGAAGCGCAAGCGGCAGGCGGAGCAGGAGGAACUACAGGGGCCAAUGGGGCCUCGGGCGUCCACCAGCCAGGCAGUCGUUAGCGAUGAGUGGGGGGCGGAAGGGGAAGAUGAGGGGGAGCAUGGCCGGGCUUAUGGGCUGCACGAGGAGGAGGAGGAGGAGGAGGAGGAGGAGGAGGAGGAGGAGGAGGAGGAGGAGGAGGAGGAGGAGGAGGAGGAGGAGGAGGAGGAGGAGGAGGAGGAAGGGGAGGAGGGUGUGGGUGGGACGGCGGUGGGCAGGGCUGGGCUGGGGAUUGUGGGAGGGAAGGGGAAGGGAAGAGGUGGAGAGAAGGAGGGAGAGAGGACGAAGAGUCGGUUUUCUAGGGAUCUAUCGGAGGAAGGGGAGAGGAGUGGGGCGAGUGAGAGUGAAGGGGAGGAAGAGGAGGAGGUUGGUGGGAGGUCGAGGGGGGCAGGUGGAAGGGAUGCAGGGGAUGGGGUUGGAGAGAGGAGGAGGAGGGGGGAGAGGAGGGAUAGGCACAGUGAUAGUGAUACAGGUUCGUCGUAUGUGAGUGAUGAGGACGAUUAUGAUGAUGAUGAUGAUGAUGAUGAUGAUGAUGAUGAUGAUGAUGAUGAUGAUGAUGAUGAUGAUGAUGAUGAUGAUGAUGAUGAUGAUGAUGAUGAUGAUGAUGAUGAUGAUGAUGAUGAUGAUGAUGAUGAUGAUGAUGAUGAUGAUGAUGAUGAUGAUGAUGAUGAUGAUGAUGAUUAUGAUGAUGGGGAGGAGCGGAGGCACAGGCACAAGAAGAAAACGUAUGAUGAUGAUGAUGGGUCUGUGGAUGAUAAAUAUGAUGACGAAGAUGAGGAUUAUACUUCUAGUGAGUACGACAGAAGCGAGGAUAGAUCGACAGACGGUGAAGGGUACAGGGAGGGGAGCAGGGAGAGGAGCAGGAAGGGGGUAGACCGUAGGAGUAGUAGUCCUAGAAAGGGGUCAGGGAGGGGGCGAGGCAGCAGCAGCAGGGGGAGGAGGGAUGAAGACGGGUCGGACUAUAGUGACAGUGACUACAGCCAUAGUGACUCUAACGAGGGGGAAGGCGAUGAGGGGGGCAGAGGUGGCAGGGGCCGAUCCAGUGGAGGGGCAGACAGGAGCCGAGAGACAAGCUUCAAGUCAAGAGAGGGGGACAGCGAGGAGGGAGAGGUGGCAGUGGGGCGGGCGUUGGGUCAUGAUUCGUCCCGCGACUUGUCUCACAGCUACAGCCGGGAUUCAUCCCGAGCGUACAGUGAGAGCGUGCCAUCUGAGCCGUCCAUGCGGCGAGAUGCAUCCCUGGAUGAGCCUGGGAGAGCGGCGGUGCUGAUGCCCCGGGGUGGGUCUGUUGGUGGGUCUGUUAGGCGGGAUGGGUCCAUGAGAGGGGAGGGGGUUGUUAGGAAAGAAGGGUACUUGUCUGGUGAGGAGGAUGGAGACAGAGGAGAGGGGCUUGGAGUGAGAAAAGGUGAGGAGGAGGGUGAAGAGAGGGAAUGGAAGGAGGGAGAGAUGAAAGGAAGUGUGAGCGGAGUGGGAGUGGGUGAGAUGGAGGGUGAGGGGUUGGGGAUUGGGGGGGUUGAGACGGAGGAGGCAGCAGAAGGGUUUGAGGAAGAGGAGGAGGAGGAGGAGGAGGCGGAGAGGAGGGAUCCGACGGAGCUGCUGCUGGAGGAGCUGGCUCAGGCCGAGCUGGACUAUGGCUUCCCCGGGGCUAAUGUCAGUGGUCUUUCCACUAACUGCUCUUAUUGCUGGGUGCUCUUAUCACUAACUGCUCUUAUUGCUGGGUGCGCUUAUCACUGCAUCUCAAUGUCCAGGCACGCCCCUCUGCCUGUCCCUCUAUCUCUCCUCCCCCGAUCCCAAACCUGCCUGUCUCUGGAGGCGAGUGAGUCCGCGCACGGUGAGUCGGUGGAACAGCACGCGGGAGGACAGCCUGCAGGCUGUCAAAAGCGUUGUGGCGGAGGUGAGCGGGGAAGGGGAGGGGAGGGGAGGGGAGGGGAGGGGAGGGGAGGGGAGGGGAGGGGAGGGGAGGGGAGGGGAGGGGGAGGGGAGGGGAGGGGAGGGGAGGGGAUAGGAGAAGUGGGCUGGAGUGUAUAUAUGGGAGGAGGGGAAGGGAGGAGGGGGGGAAGGUUAGUUGAGUGUGAUCCUUGCAAACGCCCCAUCCCCCCCAUUCUUCCCUCUCCGCCCCCCUCUCAGGCGGAGCCAGCCAGUGAUUGUUUGUGGGGCGCGGUGGGCGCUGGCACGGCGGAGCCAGUGAUUGACUGUGGGCCGCGGUGGGCUCUAGCGCGCUACCUUGAGGUGCUGGAAAAGCUGCUGCUCGUGCAGCGGGAAGCUGCGCAGAACCUUCUAGGGUCAUGCGCGGGCGGCACGGGCGGCUCGGGCAGGGGAGCGGGGGAAGGCGAGGGGGAGGUGUGGGAGGCGGUGGAGGCGUUGGAGGGGCUGUGUGCGCGCGGUGUGCAGCAGCUGCUGGAUGACUUCAGGGCUGCGCUGCUUGCCUGCAGGUACCACUGCCUCCUGUCUCUUCUGCUCAGCAGCGGCUGUGUGUGUGUGCGGGGGGUGCAGCAGCUGCUCGAUGGCUUCAGGGCUGCUCUCCUCGCCUGCAGGUACCGUUGCCUCUGCUCACCUCUUUCCCCCACAUGCCUCCACUCACCUCCCAGAAUUCUAAAGAAUACUCACAACGUUCCCCCCUUCCCCCCCUGUACCCACUACAGCCAGCCCCUAGACACAGCAGAGCUACACGAGGCGGCGGCAGCAGCAGCAGCCCACUCCUCCCGCUCCUCCUCCUCCGCCCACCAGGUCCCCGUCCACGCGCCCCCCUCCUCCUCCCCCUCCACCUCCGCCUCCUCCGCCCCCGCCCUCACCGCCAUUUCCUCCAAGUCUGGCCCGCUUCCCACCUCCGGUGCUAAGCCCAAGGGGCAUGCGCACAAGGGGGGUGGGGGCUCCGCAAGGGAAGGCGGGGAGGAUGGGGGUAGGCACUCCGCCCCCUUCCCCUCGCCUGCCCAUGCUGAUAGGCAUGGUUCUUCUGCUGCUGCUGGAGCUGCUGGUGGUGCUGCUGCUGGUGGUGGUGCUGCUAGUGGUGGCGCUGCUGGCGCCGGUGACGGGACAGGGUCGUUGGUUGGUGAUUCCGUUUCUGCGAGUGGGUCUGGGACAGGGAACAGUAUCCAUAGAAGUGGGAGUGGGGGCGGGGGGGGGAGUGGGAGGGCGAAGGGGAGGGAGAGGGAGGGGAGGCUGAUGAGGAGGCCCACGAAAUGGGUGGGGGCGGACAAGGCAGCGGUGGGGCUGCGGCAGGUGGUGCAGGUGCUGGCUAGAGCAGGCCACUUCGACCACUGCUUUGAUAUCUACAGGUGGGUGGGGCUGCUGGUGGGUGGGGCUGCUGGUGGGUGUGGUUGGAGCUGCAGAUGGAAGUGUUGCUGGUCGGUGCGAGAGGACUGUGUGCGGGAGACGAUAAAGGCGUUGGAUGUGGAGCCUAUAAGGGGUACGGCGCACGUGAACCAGCUGCCAUGGCAGCAGCUGCAGCACACCAUGACCGACUGGCUUAGAGACUGCCGCCUGCUGCUGCGCACGAUUAUGGAAGAGGAAUUCUCCCUUGCCACUUCCAUCUUCGGCAUACUCCACUCCACUUCACAGCACCGCACUGCCAGCCGCCGGGAACCCUCCCAACUCCUGCAAACCCCUUCCUCCGCCUCCUCCUCCACCACAGCCACCAACACAACCUUUUCCAACCCUCGCCUCCCCAGCCGCCGAUCCUCCAGCAUCCGAACCAGCAAGUCCGGGAGGUCCGGGAGCACCCGGACCUUGAGGCUGGGCGACGAGGCUGCAGCAGACUCAGGGAGGGCGAUCUCCCUGAAGAUAUUGCGGCAGGCGGGGAUGCCUCGCACGCUGUCAAUGUUGAUGCACAACGCCAACACGCUCACAGCUGCUCAGGCCACACCUGAAAGGCUCUUCCUGCUGCUCGACAUGGCUGCUGCUGUGGAUGAGCUCAUGCCGCAGGUGGAGCGGCUAGUGUGCUGGUCGGAUAGUGAAGGGUUGCUGGCGGAGUGGCGGGGGCUGACACGUGGCGUGGCCAAGGCGGUGUUGGGCACGUUUGAUGCGCUCACUGCCACGCUGCAGGUGCCCGUGGAGCAGCCACGCAGAAACAAGUGGCGGUUGUUCCGAGGUGAGGGCAGCAGCAGCGGCAAGGAGGGCGGGGGAGGGGGCGGGUACCCGCCUGGGUGGGGCGUGGAGAAGAGUGGGAGCGUGCAUGCCGUCACCAGCUAUGUGAUCAACUACAUUGCCACCUACCUGGGCAGGAGUGCCACGUCAUCACGGGCGUAUGGGUAUGGCACGAUGCUGGAGAAGCUGCUGGAGACACAUGGGGAGGGGAGGAGUAUGGAGGAGGAAACCAUGAAGGUGGUUGAUGCAUUGGUACGGAACAUGGAGGCAAGGGCCAGCACGUGCAACAACCCGCUGCUCAAGUCGCUCUUCCUCGUCAACAACAUCCUCUACAUCAACCGGUUGAGUGAAAAGAUUCACCUGCCCCUGGAGAAUCAGAAGCUGCUUGAGGCCCAAUCAAAGGCCUUCAGGGAGGCUGGGCUGCAGAAGGUGACGGCAUCGUUGGGCGGGCGAGGGAGGAGUGCCACCAUGGAGCCCAGUGAAGUCAACCGGCGCUUGCAUCGCUUCAACAUCGCCUUUGAGGACCUGGCGCUGGAGCAGAAGGACUGGGUGAUCUGCGAUGGCGCGUGGCGCAAGACCACGGUGCACGAAUGGGCGGCGCACGUCAAGCACAUCUACGAGGAGUUCCUGGAACCCCACAGUGAGUGCCUGCACACGCUCUCCUCCUACCACUGGGAGGCAGACGCGAUGGAGCGCCUCGUUCUCAAGUCGUUCUUCGCAACCUCCAGAUGA
Molecule: messenger RNA, 7479 nt
Organism: Closterium sp. Naga37s-1
Lineage: Eukaryota; Viridiplantae; Streptophyta; Zygnematophyceae; Desmidiales; Closteriaceae
Source: the annotation of a GenBank genome assembly